AUGGGCCAGGUAGAUCAAGAAAAACCACCACCUGGUGCGCUGGAGCCCAUCGCCAUAUGCGGCUUGUCCAUGAGGCUUCCCGGUGCCGUGAGAGGAGCUGAAGCAUUCUGGAGAGCCUUGGUCGAGCAACGAGAAUUGAAGUGCGUUGUGCCAGAAGACAGGUUCAAUGUUAAGGCUUUUUUCAGCCCACAGGGAAAGCCAGGAACAAUCAUCUCACCGGAAGCUUUCUAUCUCAGUGAUGCAGAACUUGGCCAUCUGGACACAUCAAUGAUUCCGAUAGCAGCUCACGAAUUGCGGCACAUUGAUCCUCAGCAGCGUAUGCUUCUGGAAAUCACACGAGAAUGUCUCGAAAAUGCGGGCGAGACAAAUUGGCGAGGGAAGCGGGUGGGCUGUUACGUGGGCACGUUUGGCGAGGACUGGAUUGACAUUGGAGCUAAAGAUACUUUGGACGCCAGCAUGUAUCGUGCCGCUGGUUCAUCGGAUUUCGCUCUAAGCAAUCGGCUGUCAUACGAGUAUGACUUUCGUGGACCGAGCAUGACGAUCAAGACCGGCUGUUCUGCUGCCAUGAUGGGACUGAAUGAAGCAUGCUGGGCCAUCAACUCCCGUCAGUGCGACGCUGCUAUCGUUGCAGGGUCAAACUUGAUCUUGAGUCCCACAAUGACAAUAUCGAUGGGCGCGGCAGCCUUGUCUCCCACCGGGUCAUGCAAAACAUUCGAUGCCAAUGCUGACGGCUACGCGCGUGGCGAGGCAGUCAAUGCUAUAUACAUCAAGAGACUCUCGGACGCGCUCGCUGACGGCAAUGCUGUUCGCGCAGUCAUUAGAGGAAUUGGUGUCAACUCAGACGGUCAGACGUCAAGAACACUCACGCCCAGUUUAGUUUGUCAAGAGAACUUGAUCCGACAGGUCUAUACACAAGCAGGCCUUCCGUUCCACAAGACGGCAUUUUUUGAAUGUCACGGUACUGGAACACGAGUUGGAGACCCCAUAGAGACCGGAGCUGUUGACAACAUCUUUGGGAAUGCUGGUAUUCACAUUGGCGCCGUGAAGCCUAACUUCGGGCACAGCGAAGGUGCUUCGGCAAUCACAAGUAUUAUAAAAGCUGUUCUUUCCUUAGAGAAAAGACUCAUUCCCCCGAACAUGAGAUUUGUGAAUCCCAAUCCCGCGAUAAAUUGGGGCGAAGGCCGCUUGAUGGUGCCCACUGCCGUUACUGCAUGGCCAGAAGACCGAGCCGACAGAGUGAGCGUCAACUCAUUCGGGAUAGGAGGAGCCAAUGGCCAUGUCAUUCUAGAAUCCGCUAGGAUGUGGACGACCAGUACCCCUGUUGAAAGUGUAGAACCACUUGCAGGUCCAACACAUCUACUGCUUCUCUCCGCUGCGCACGAGAAAUCACUGGCAGAUCUGAAAAAGUCAUACGAGUCUAUGCUAUUGAAAAGACCGUUAGUAUUGCACAACAUCGCUCACACUUUGUCGGCGCGUCGACAGCAUCAUCAAUAUCGAACAUUCUGCGUCGCUACCGAACAAUCUGAUAACGUGAGCUUUUACUCUACGGCACGCGCCUCAAAAAGGUCUCAGCUGGUAUUUGUAUUCAGCGGACAAGGCAACUUGUACCCUGGAGUAGCAAGAGAGCUCGUGCAAGCCAACAUGAUAUUUCGCAAAACAUUGAGACGCUUAGACGACGUCCUGGACAAUUUGCCGAGCUGUGCCUUCUCAAUGCAGGAGGAACUGGCACGUGAGAAAGAAGCAAGCCGGGUGCAAGAGGCAAUUAUUUCGCAGCCGUUGAGCACAGCGUUGCAGAUAUGCCUCUGUAAUGCGCUGGAAGCAGUUGGGGUACGGCCCGAUGUCGUUCUUGGCCAUUCUAGUGGAGAGAUUGCGGCUGCUUAUGCUGCUGGAGCAUUGACAGAGACUGAGGCUAUCAAGGCAGCAUUCUUCCGCGGACAGGCAAUUCACGCCGACUCUAGUCAUGGUGCUAUGCUCUCCGUGGGCCUAGGUCGUGAUGUUGUUGAGAAGCUACCUCUGCAUGGCGCUACUCUAGCCUGUGAUAACAGUCCCUCAAGCGUCACUUUAUCAGGCCAAAGUGAAAGUAUCGAUGCAAUAGAGGAAAAAAUCGAAGAACGAUACCCUAAUGCCCAUGUCAAAAGGCUCCAGGUGAAAAAGGCAUAUCAUUCUUGUCACAUGAAUGCUGCAGGUCAAGCAUACGCCCAGAUGCUGGCCGACCACAUCAAUCCAGCGCGACCUAAAAUCCCUUUCUACUCUGCUCUGCUCGGACGUGCACUGCAUGCAUCGGAACAGCUCGAUGUCGACUACUGGAGACGUCACCUUGAAUCUCCAGUACUAUUUCGGACUGCAUCGGAGGAGAUUGCUUUCAACAUAAAGCAGGACUUCAUAUUUGCUGAGAUUGGACCUCACCCGACACUAACUAGCUCGCUGCUACAGACUUGUGCUGAGCGAAGAGUAUCGGACGUGUCCCAUGUCUUCUUCUUGCGUCGAUCUACCAACGCUACGCAUAGCUUCUUGGAAGCCUUGGGCAGAUUGUAUCAGUUUGGUGCUUCUCUGGAUUAUCAAACACUCGUCCCUUACGGGCAGACCUUGACAGAUCUGCCAAACUAUCCUUGGAAGCAUGAUAAAAUACUCUGGAAUGAGACUCGCUUGAGUCGCGCAUGGAGAUUCCGCGAGUAUCCACGACACGACCUUCUUGGCGUUCGCACCGGAGAAAGCUCAGGUAUAGAGCCAUCGUGGCGGAAUGUGCUUCGAUUGGACGAUGUUGGCUGGAUAAGUCAUCACCAAGUUGGACCAGACGUCGUUCUACCUUUCACUGCCUACUGCGCCAUGGCAGGUGAAGCUAUUCAGCAGGUCAACAGCGCCCGCGGCCCAUUCACUCUGCGUCGUGUACGUGUAGGCGCAGCCUUGACCAUCAAGCAGAGUGACGCAGGCGAGGUGAUCACUACAUUUCGACCUGUUAGGUUGACCGACAUGGUCGACUCAGCUUGGUUCGAGUUUACGGUCUCUUCAUUUGACGGGUCGCAGUGGAUCAAGCACUGUGACGGGUCGGUGAGACCAGAAGCCGGAUCUCGGCCAAAUGACAAAUGGCAAACGAAUAGUCUGGCCAGAACAGUUGAGGUAGAGGAAUGGUACCAUGCGCUAUCUUCUGUCGGCCUCAAUUAUAGCUCUGAGUUUCGGAGACUACGAGCAGUCACAGCCGACGUUGAAGAAUUGAAGGCUGCUGCGACAAUCAAGCAUAACAGAAGUCUUACAGACUCCCACUACCAACUGCACCCCGCGACUCUUGACUCUGCUGUACAGUUGAUCGGUGUAGCAGCAUCCAGGGGCCUAGCACGAAAUGUUCAGCAUCUCUUUGUUCCUGUAGCUGUUGAAGAGAUGUACAUCAACGACAGUGACAAAGUUCUCACGGCGAGAGCUGAGGCAAUGGUCAGUGCAAGAGGAAUUGUGACGGGCGACGUCUGGGCCCAGUCUGGGACUGAUUUCAGUCUACACGUCAAAGGCUUGACUCUAUAUCCCCUUGAAGGUAUGGAACGUUCAGCUGACGCCCAUGCUGCAGCGGAGCUCGCGUGGGCGCCAGAUUUGAGUAUUUCGUGCGGACCGGCAGCUUUCGAGCACUCAAGAUCCAUACUUCCCGAAUCAGCGAAGACUAUUCGGGUACUCCGGGACACCCUGAGCUCGCUUGCCCAUGUCAAUCCACUCUGUUCAGUGUUGGAACUGAGUACUGGUAACAAUGACAUAAGUCAAGCUAUAUUGCAAGCACUAAAAGAUCCGUUCGCGAAGAAACGAUGCUCGAGCCAUACGGUGACCUAUAAAGAUGAGAAUACCCCGUUGCUGGCUGAGCAUGAAGCUGACGAAGUCGUAAGUACAAAGCACACCGCCUUCGACCUCUUCCAGGGCGUAGCACUGCAAGAGAUCUCAUUCCAAUCUCACGACCUCACUGUGGUGAGCGACAUCGCUCUACUGAUGCAACACGAUCCUCACAAGGCCCUGAAGAUAUUGAGCCAAGUUCUGCGUCCAGGAGGAACAUUGGUCGUGCAUGGAGACCUUUCCAUCUGCUCAGAUCCGGUCAAGCUGGAAGAUGCAAUGGCUCAGGCUGGCUUUAUUAAUACGAAGAAGCAAGACGACAGUACUCUCAUUGCGAUGACACCUAUCACGCAUUCGAUCUCCAUCAGCGCUGCCGUAACAAUACUUUGCAAAUUCAAGGACGGCUCCGAACUGGACGGUCUGCGAGCGUUGUUUCUGCGAAAUGGUGUACAUACAAACGUUGCCACUCUCGAUGAGCUAGCCAGAUCGCCGCGACCUGAACAUGUCGUGAUUUCAUUGAUUGAUCAUCAAGGUGGACCUGUGCUGUCCGACAUGACUCAAGAGAUUUGGUCGCUUUUGAAGACGGUCUUACAAUCCCAGAGCUUGGCUAUCCUCUGGCUCACGAAACCGGAACCGAGCUACUCCAUGAUUCAGGGGUUUGCUCGCACCGUGCGAACAGAGUCUCAGCUGCCUUUUUGUACCCUUGAGUCUUCUUCAAUGCCUGAGGCUGGCGCUCAAGAUGCCGUCUGGAGGGUCUUCUGCAAGUUCUCUGAUUUCGUUCAAAAUGACGAGCACCACCGUGGGGCGAAACCAGACACCCUUGACCCAGAUUUUGAAUAUCGGUAUCGCGAUGGCAAGAUUGAAGUUCCACGAUUUCGUUGGAGGAGUCUCAAGAAUGAACUUCUAGGUAACACUUCUGGAACCCAGGAAAUUGAAGAAGUUGAUGCUAAUGUGCAUCGCCCCAAACCAUCAGCACGUUUGCGAAUAGGCACCGUCGGCCGUCUGGACUCUGUCCGCUGGGAGAAUCGGACCCCUGGGCCCUUGCUUAACGACUAUGUCGAGAUCGAGAUCAAAGCUGUUGGCGUCAACUUCAAGGACGUCCUGGUCGGCCUAGGCAUCGUCAGCGCUACAGAUAAUGCCCUCGGGAUUGAAGGCGCUGGCGUCAUCACUCAAGUGGGAAAAGACGUUGAUCACCUUAGUGUCGGUGAUCGAGUCAUGUUUUGCGGAAGGGACACAUUCGCGAAUUCUAUUAGAGGGCCGGCAUAUCUCUGUGCUGAGAUACCGGACGAGAUGGGAUUCAGAGAGGCGGCCACGAUGCCAUGCGUAUUUCUCACCGUGAUCUAUGCACUGACAGAUCUUGGAAGACUUUCACGAAAUGAUUCCAUCUUGAUACACUCGGCAUGUGGUGGUGUAGGUCUUGCUGCCAUCCAGCUCGCGAACCUGCUAGGUGCCGAGAUCUUCGUUACCGUGGGCAAUGAGGAGAAGGCGGAUCACCUUAUACAAAGCUGUGGCAUUCCUCGCAACCAUAUCUUUUCGUCACGCAACACAUCCUUCCUAGCCCAGCUCAUGCACCAGACAGGUGGCCGCGGAGUUGACGUAGUGCUGAAUUCUUUGUCAGGAGAGCUUCUGCACGCAUCUUGGAGAUGCGUGGCUAGGUUUGGAAGAAUGAUUGAGAUUGGCAAGAGAGACCUCCUCGGUCGGGGCAAACUAGACAUGGAUCUCUUCGAAGCGAACAGGACAUAUGUCGGACUCUCGCUCGAGGAAAUUCUUGCUGAUAGACCGAAGGUCACGAAGAGACUAUUUUCACAGCUGGUCGACAUGCUCAAAAAAGGUCUGAUUAAGCACAUCUCGCCUAUUACCGCCUUUGAACCCACUGCAGCCGAGGAAUGUCUCAGUUACAUGCAGAAAGGACAACAUAUCGGUAAGAUUGUGAUGGACAUACCCGAAAACGUUCACAAGCUCGGUGUCAACGUGGGUCGCAAGCAAGUCAAUAUCAGCCCUGACGCUUCAUACUUGCUAGUAGGAGGGCUUGGAGGGCUUGGCCGUGCUAUCGCGCGAUGGAUGGUCGAGCAUGGUGCCAAGCACUUGAUCUUGUUUUCUCGUACUGCUGGAUCCAAACCAGAGCACACUCUGUUCUUAGACGAAAUGCGGGCCAUGGGCGCUGUAUGCCGGACAAUUGCUGGAGAUGUUACUCGCAGAGCAGACGUUAAAGCAGCCAUUGACGCUGCAGUAAUGCCAAUCAAGGGCGUAAUGCAGGCUACGAUGGUCCUCAAGGACAAAGCGUUCGUUGACAUGUCAUUUGACGAAUGGGCUGAAGCCGUGCAGCCGAAGGUGCGCGGCACAUGGAAUCUUCACGAUGCUCUGCUCGGCGCAGACCUGGAUUUCUUCGUAAUACUAGGCUCGCUCUCAGGAAUCGUGGGCCAGCAUGGACAGGCUAACUAUAAUGCGGCAAACGCCUUCGCGAACGCCUUCGUGCCAUAUCGCCACAGUCUAUCGCUCGCAGGAUCUAUCGUGAAUCUAUCAGCUGUACGCGACAUUGGUAUACUCAGUAGGCAGCCACUGCUUCUCGCCGGACUGCAAAAGGCAGGGGCACAUCUCCUAAGCGAGCGCGAAGUCCUGGAUGCGGUGCAUUGGGCAAUACUGAACUCGAAACCAUGGCUUCUUAAGUCGGUCUCAUCAAUACACUCGCGUGAGCCAGGGUGCUUGAGUCUUGGAUUGCGCUCUGGCAUACCACUGGCAGACUUGGAUGAGCAGCAUCCGUGGAAACGAGACCGGCGAACAAUCAUGUACCAGCUGAGCUCUUAUGCGACAGCGUCAGACGCAUUGCCCAAGUCUGAAGCAGCCCAAAGCGCUUCAGCCAGACUAUUGGAAACGGUCCAGCGAAUUCAUGCAGAUCCAGAGAAAGAGCUGUCAGAUCCUGCGACUGCCAUAGUCUUGGCAGAAGAAAUCGGCAAGAAGGCGUUCAGUAUGCUUCUAAAGCCAGAUGAGGAGGUCAACAUCCAGACACCCCUAUUAUCUGUUGGCUUAGACUCUCUCAUGGCGAUGCAAUUAAGGCAGUGGUGGAGAGAAGUCUUCCGUGUCGAAGUCAAUGUCAUGCAAGUGGCCAAUGCGAAGACAUUUGAGGGUCUCGGCCAGCUCGCGGUGGCAUCUUUGCGGAAAAGGCUCAUCAAUAUCGAGUAA
Cercospora beticola is the source of this 6984-nucleotide messenger RNA. RefSeq lists its product as uncharacterized. NCBI's taxonomy places the organism in Eukaryota, Fungi, Ascomycota, Dothideomycetes, Mycosphaerellales, Mycosphaerellaceae. Gene Ontology annotation, biological process: fatty acid biosynthetic process; secondary metabolite biosynthetic process. The record is from RefSeq and is a predicted model, not a curated record. Gene Ontology annotation, molecular function: 3-oxoacyl-[acyl-carrier-protein] synthase activity; oxidoreductase activity; fatty acid synthase activity.